AUGUCCCGGGAGACAGUGGCCGCCGAAGUGCUAAGGCGUCACGCGGAUGGUUGGGUCAAGGUCUUUGGACCAGGAGCGACUAUCCCCGUGCCGACGUGGGGAGUGGUGAUCCAUGGUGUCCCGAUUCGGUCCAUGAAUCCCAGUCCGGAGACGAUGCAGAGGGUUGCAACUCAGCUGACGGCCGCCAACCAGCAUACCUGGGGGCCUAGCAAGAACAAGGCUGAGGGGUCCAUCGUGGUCGAAUUUACCAAUCCAGCGGUGGCGAAUCAGGCGAUUGAUCAGGGGACCAUCUGGAAUCCUGUGCCCUCAGCACGACUACCCUUUGCAAAGAGCGGCGUGUAA
Messenger RNA from Aspergillus tanneri, 342 nucleotides. RefSeq lists its product as uncharacterized. The record is from RefSeq and is a predicted model, not a curated record. Bases 1 to 342 code for a protein of 113 amino acids. NCBI's taxonomy places the organism in Eukaryota, Fungi, Ascomycota, Eurotiomycetes, Eurotiales, Aspergillaceae. The transcript has 2 exons.